Messenger RNA from Colias croceus (clouded yellow), 722 nucleotides. RefSeq names its product zinc finger HIT domain-containing protein 3. The coding region runs from base 129 to 515 and encodes 128 amino acids. NCBI's taxonomy places the organism in Eukaryota, Metazoa, Arthropoda, Insecta, Lepidoptera, Pieridae. The record is from RefSeq and is a predicted model, not a curated record. Gene Ontology annotation, molecular function: protein binding. The transcript is spliced from 3 exons.
AGUCAUAACUUUGAUCCAAAGCAUGGUGUUUGUUUUGAUUUUUCCUGAAAUAAAUACACCAUAAAAAUACAUUGACGUGUUGGCCGUUUAGUAACUUUUAUUUACUUUUAAUAAAUACUAUCAAAAAAAUGGUAAUUCCAACCUGUAUCGAGUGUGGGAGUUUACCAAAGUAUAAAUGUCCCACAUGUAGACAACCUUAUUGUUCGGUAAACUGUUGCAAACUUCACAAAGAGUCGUCAUGUUCACCACCCAACAUUCCAGAGGAAACCCCAAAAGAGGCCACCCCUACAUAUGAAUUUCCUACAGAAGACACAGUUCCAGUAGAUAAACUUAAAUUGCUUGAAGAAUCACCAGAAUUGGGAAAAUGUUUGGAAAAUCCCCAUGUUAGAGAAAUUUUAGAAGAACUAGAUAAAUGUCCUCAGCCUGAUAUCUUAAUGAAGAAAUAUAUGCAAGAACCUAUAUUUACUGAAUUUGUUGAUGCUUGCCUUAAUGUUGUACAAAGGUGUGAGGACUAACUAAAUAAAAAUAAUAUUUUAAUGAUAACAGUAGAACACCGAUUAAACAAAAUGUUUGUUUGUUUGAAUAGUUUGUUUUUCCUUAUGUCUGAUUAUCCAAAUUUUCGAUUACAUAUUUAAAUUAAUCCCAGAUAACUGUACUAGGACUACUUUAUUUAGGAUUGCAAUAACUAUAUAAUAUUUUUUAAUAAAGCUCAUUUUACUUUA